Pelagomonas calceolata is the source of this 966-nucleotide messenger RNA. Lineage: Eukaryota; Pelagophyceae; Pelagomonadales; Pelagomonadaceae. The record is from the annotation of a GenBank genome assembly.
AUGGUCAAAACCAUAUUGGUCACUGGAUCGACGGGCUGGCUCGGCGGCAAACUGUGCGAGGCCCUCGUCAAACGCGGCGAGAAAGUCGUCGGCCUGGCGCGCCGCAAGACUGAGGUCGCCGGCGUAACAAGCCUCACCGCGGACCUCGCGACGGGCGCCGGGCUCGAAAAAUUGAAUGAUUUUGACGUCUGCGAGAUCGACUGCUGCGUGCACCUCGCGGCGGUGGCCGGCUGGGGCGAGCUCGGUGACUGCCUCGAGGUAAACGUCCAAGGCACGCGGCGCCUCCUCGACGCACUCGCGCCGCCCGGCGGUGACCCAGCCUGCAAGCGCUUCGUCGUAGCGAGCUCUAUAUCUACCGUUGGCACCGGCAGAGGCUUCCCGCCACAACACCUGCCCAUGGCUGACACCCAUCCGUACGUCGGCUACCCGUGGGCGUAUGCGCUCUCGAAGUGGCAAAUGGAGCAAUUGGUCCGCUUCAUCGCUACCCGCUACGAACGCGAGGAUCCGGAGGAGCCUCUCGACGUCACUAUGCUCCGCAUCGGCUGCUGCCUCACGGACCCGGGCGACGGCCCGCCACGCCACCUCGAGACCGGCAUCGGCAAGGAGAUCCCGAUCGCGCCGGCCGACGGGACGAACUCGCCGGAGGGCUACAGCCCCGAGAGUGCGAUCUCGGCGAUCGCGAUUUCGGACAUGGUCGAGUGCCUCUGCCUCGCCGCGCUCAAGGAGGAAUUCAAGCCCGGCGUGCGCCAGAUGAACGUCACGGCGGAGCACGCCUUCGUCGCCGACGGCUGCACCGUGCCCCAGGUCAUGCGGGCCACCUACGGCGCCGACGCGGUGGCGCACAUCGACUUCUCCCAUUACGAACAACCGGGCCACGAGCGCGACUCGCUCUACGACAACUCCCUCGUGCGCGAGGAGCUCGGCUUCGUGCCGAAGGUGAACAUUCUGACCGCCUACCAGGCUUAA